CCACAAUUCUGUGCGGUGCGCGCAUCAGGCUGAAGUUCGUCGAAGAAGCCAAACAGGAACUACUCGUUUUCGGCGACACACUUUACUUGCACCGUUGGACAUCCAUUUGGCCAGGCGGAGUGACUGUCGGCCAUGGAGCGUGUAACAGGAGGAAUGCUUCCAUUCAUUUUAUCAGGUGUUGGAGUCUUCUUGUUGAUCAGGCUACUUUUCCGCCUCAGACAGGGAGCUUCUGUCCAAGGGUUGGUUGUUGUCAUCACAGGGGCCAGCUCUGGACUGGGGAAAGAGUGUGCACGAGUCUUCCAUGCUGCAGGUGCUCGGCUUGUCCUGUGUGGAAGAGAUGCAACCCGCCUGCAACGAGUGGUCGAGGAACUCACAGCAAAUUCAACUAGCACCCAGCAGCAGACAUUCACUCCCAGCACUGUUGUCUUCGACCUGGCUAAAGCAGAAAUUGUGGACAAAGCUGCGGAGGACAUCCUGAAAUGUUACGGACACGUAGACGUUCUCGUUAAUAACGCUGGGYUCAGCUAUCGUGGCAACAUACUUGACACGCACAUUUCAGUUCAGCGAGACGUGAUGGAAACUAAUUACUUUGGACCCAUUGCUCUUACUCAAGCCCUCCUGCCGUCGAUGGUUCAGAGGCGCAGRGGCCACGUCGUCUUCAUCAGCAGCGUCCAGGGAAAGAUCGCCAUUCCCUACAGAUCUGCUUAUGCAGCGUCUAAACACGCCGCCCAGGCUUACUUUGACUGCCUGCGAGCAGAGGUCGAGUGCUUCGGGAUCCCAGUGACAGUCAUCAGCCCGGGCUACAUCCAGACCAACUUAUCCAUCAAUGCCGUCACCGGAGACGGCUCCACGUAUGGAGUUAUGGAUAAAACCACGGCGUCCGGUUGGCACCCCAGAGAUGUGGCUCUCGCAGUCUUAAAGGCGGUUUGCCAGAAAAGUAAAGAUGUGGUUUUGGCCGGACCUCUGCCCUCGGUGGCYAUCUACCUCCGCACUCUGUGGCCCACGCUCUUCUUCAAAGUCAUGUCGUCUCGCGCUCGCAAGGAKGGAAAGGCUAAAACGGAGUGACACUGCAGCAGGUGAGGGAUUGUGUUGGGAAUGACUUGGACCAAAUCAGGAACAAGGAGGCCAAACAGAUUUAAAAUGUAGAAGGWCUGAGCUCUGUACCAGCUGUUUGCAGUGCAUCAAAUAACCAGGAGCCCGUGUGCUGCAGGAUUUGUUGUUUUAAUACCUGAGAGUGACCAGGUGUCUGUUCAGCAAUACUUGAAGAAAUUUGGUCAAAAUCGAUGCUCAAACGUUAACGAUGAACCUGGGAAAUAAGAGGAGACUGUAAUGCGGGUAAUUUAUUUUUGUCUUGGCUGAACGGUUGGACACUCCAUUGAAGCCUUUUUUUUUCAGCCCUGUAACGCUAACUGACUUGAUGUUUCUGGGACAUGUUUUUUUUUGUCAGUGAAAAGGAAAUGCUGCUUAUCUGUGCAGAAAAUGCAGCUUUUUUCAGUUUCCUGUCUUGGCACGAUAUUCUUCAAUCUGGAUGAGCAGCACAUUUCUGUAUCCUGUACAUUUGUUGACUUUGUUUGUGUAAUAAGUUUCUGUAAUGCUGAGAAAAAGAUUUAGUACGGAGUUUUUAAAAUACUUCUAACGUUGAAUACGUCUAGCACUGUGAUCUGCAACUUUUACAAAGAUGUGAUUUCUGCUUCUUCUGUCACUAAAUUUGUCCAAAUCUGCCAAGCAUACUUAAAAUAUAAAAUAAAAAUGACAUUAAAAUUUG
Austrofundulus limnaeus is the source of this 1765-nucleotide messenger RNA. RefSeq names its product dehydrogenase/reductase (SDR family) member 7B (gene dhrs7b). Gene Ontology annotation, cellular component: membrane. Bases 133 to 1065 code for a protein of 310 amino acids. The transcript is spliced from 7 exons. The record is from RefSeq and is a predicted model, not a curated record. NCBI's taxonomy places the organism in Eukaryota, Metazoa, Chordata, Actinopteri, Cyprinodontiformes, Rivulidae. Gene Ontology annotation, molecular function: oxidoreductase activity.